Arachis ipaensis is the source of this 401-nucleotide messenger RNA. The record is from RefSeq and is a predicted model, not a curated record. NCBI's taxonomy places the organism in Eukaryota, Viridiplantae, Streptophyta, Magnoliopsida, Fabales, Fabaceae.
AUGCCCGAUCCUCAGGCUCGACCAUGCUCACCUGUGCAUAAUCACUACUUGUGUCUUGUGGAUUAUGGUACAUUGGUAGUGGUGUAUUGUGUGUGUGAUAUGGGAGGAACUUUGUUCUUCUGGUGUUUUGCUUCUGAUGCUUUUGCUUUGUGUAUUGUCAUCAUGGAAGAGGCAAAGAAGAACAUGUAUGCCUUUAGCACCACCACCUACACAGGAUUUCAGUGCACUGUUGACGAAGCAACAUAUGAGAAAUUCAAGGGGUUGCCUGGUGUUCUUUGGGUGUUGCCAGACUCGUAUAUAGAUGUUAAAAACAAAGACUAUGGAGGUUAAAUUCGUUUAUGGAAGAGGCACACAAGCUAUUCGACGAAAUGCCCGAGCGAACUAUUGUUUCAUGGACAACU